This is a messenger RNA of Candidozyma pseudohaemuli, 690 nucleotides long. Its product is annotated as flavin-linked sulfhydryl oxidase. The record is from RefSeq and is a predicted model, not a curated record. Gene Ontology annotation, molecular function: flavin-dependent sulfhydryl oxidase activity; flavin adenine dinucleotide binding. The transcript has a single exon. Gene Ontology annotation, cellular component: mitochondrion. Bases 1 to 690 code for a protein of 229 amino acids. NCBI's taxonomy places the organism in Eukaryota, Fungi, Ascomycota, Pichiomycetes, Serinales, Metschnikowiaceae.
AUGAUCCACACAAGAAGGCCGGUUUUUGCCGUCUGCCUCCUUAUUCUCGUUUCUUGCGCCAUAUACUUUGUGGCCUCGGGAGAUACCACCUCUCUCGGGACUUCCGGACCUGUGAGUGCCAGAACUCCAGUGGUUGAAAAACAUGUCCCCCAAGAUGAUAUCAAGCUUUCAGAGAAGGAAAGUAAGAAAAUUGAAGCAGAUUCAGGAGAAUCCAGCUCAGGCCAAAGUGUAGGCGAGUUCACGGAUCAGCCAUUCAUGCCCAAGAUGGCUAAUGAAACAUUGAAAGCAGCACUUGGCAAUUCAGCAUGGCACCUUUUGCACACCGUUUUGGCCAGAUACCCCGAAAAGCCUGAUGAGCAGCAGAAGGCUACUUUGAAGCAAUACAUCCAUCUUUUCGCUCAGGUGUACCCAUGUGGAGAUUGUGCUAGGCAUUUCCAAGGACUCUUGAAGAGACACCCACCCCAGGUAAGCAGCAGGAAGACUGCAGCGGUAUGGGGAUGUCAUAUUCACAACAAGGUGAACGAAAGAUUGGAAAAGCCAAUCUAUGACUGUCUGAACAUUUUGGAAGAUUACGAUUGUGGAUGUGGAUCUGACGAGAAGGAACUGGAUGCCACUUUGGGAGGUGACAGCGUGGACCAUCUUCGGCAAAUCCAGGUCGACGAAAAGGAAGAGAAGCAGAGGGGCGGAUGA